UGUGAACUUGACCAUCUUUUUCAAAGUGAUGUAAAACUUUGAUUUGCUCCACUGUUGAGCAGUCGAAGUGAAGUGUUGUGUAACAUGCACACACUUUGUUUUCCUUCUCUGUGUCACAGAGGUGUGGUUUGUUGGAACAAAUCCUCCUCCUGGAGCUGCUGGUCCCAGUUCAGCUGGAGGACUCCACCCUCAUGCUGUCAGGACGGGAAACACGAGUCAAACUCAGCCUGAACACAAGAGAGCACAGAAGAAGAAAAAGCAUCUGAACUGAUUCUCGGAGAGGACGAGAGGGUUUCCAUGCUCUGGGGCAAAACCUGCGAAGAGGAAGAAGAAGCUGCAGGAACACGUCAUCCUCACAGUCAGACUCCGAAUAAACACAGUCUUAUAUGAGCUGGUGUGAAGAGCGGGCAGAACGACAUAGACGAGCACAGAGAGAGAGAGGGAGCAGCUGGAAGCAACAGCGAGCUUCAGCAGUGAGGAGAGAGGAAGAGGAGGCAGCAGGACGAAGCAUGAAGGAGCUUCUGAGGAUCUGAGGAGCACAAAUCGGUUGCCAUGGGAAACGCAGACAGUCACAGCAGCUUCAUCUCCCCCAUCAAACCCUCCUGCUCGCUCAGGUUUUCCUCCAGGAGGGAGGAGGUGCCUUCAGCUCGCAGCUGGUGGAGGAGCAGCAGCCAGGGCAGCUGCAGGAGCCGUGGGCGGAGCUACCAGAGCCAGUACGUUGCUGGAGCGCCCCACACCUCCUGGCGCUAUGAGCAUGCACCCAGAGGAAGGGAGGAGCGGGUGCAGGGCAGCUGCAGGGGUCAGUUUGAAUACCGGGGGAGUGGUGGUGAGCGGGCAUCUCUGGAGAGCGGUGGCAGCCCAAAGGUGCUGCUCAGCAAAGAUGGCAGCAUGAGGGUGGAGUUCACCAACGCCAGGGUGGUCCCAGCAGAGCCACAGGCACUGGCACCCAGUGCUGCUGUCGGCCCAGAACCGUCCCUCCGGACCAGCAAGGGCAGCUCGCUCAGCUCUGACGGCUCCUGGUACGACUCGCCGUGGGGCACCGGCGGCGAGCUGACGGACAGCGUGUUCAUCUGCGGGCAGAGCGGCUACAACACCUGCUCCUCCACCCGCACUGAGGAGACCGCCACCAGCAGCAGCGGCUACAACACCUGCUCCUCUGCUCUGGUGGAGGACAUGUCACCUACCUCCACCCACCUUCUCCACCCCACAGAGACUGCCACAGGCCACAACUCCUGCUCCUCCUCCGGUCACACCGAGGACAGCGGCAUCGGGGACUCUGUGAUCCUGCAGCCGGACCUCACGGACCUCAUUUCACCCUGCAACGUCUACAGCAGCCACCACACGCUGGCUGCCUUCCCCACCGCACCAGAGCAGCUGGGCACCACCUCCUCUUCCUCACCACCAGGUGACAUCAUCCAGGAGGCAGAGGGUUUGAUCAGAGAUGUGGAGCAGCGCUACUCCUCCCACACGCUGCCCUGUCGCAAGGCCGAGCCUGUGAACUCUACCUCCACCGGGAACAACCGGAAAGACUUCCUGAAGAGCCGAAUCAGACAGCUCAGUGACUGGACGGGAAGCCUGAGCAGGAAGAAGAGGAGGAUCCAGGAGCCACACAGCAGCGACACAACUGAUGUCUUUACCAGCGGACCGUCUGGACCGUCUGCCUCCAGCACAUUGUGGUCCUGUAACCCACUCCACCAGCUGAACCAGAACCUGUUCCCUUCGGCCCACUGUGGCUCCUUCAGGAGCCUGAACCAGAACCAGACACAGAACAGUGAUGCUCAACGCCAGAACAUCUACGAAAACUUCAUGCAGGAGCUUGAAACGGGCUGCAGCAGUACGGCUGACCGGACAGAGCCGUCAGAAGGAGACGGAGAGGAAGACGAGGGAGAGGAGGAGAUGGAUGGGGAGGUGGAGGUGCAAGGAGGAGCAGAGGAGGUGGAUGUGCUGUUUGAGAAGGAGCAGGGUGUGGUACGAAGGGCAGGCUGGCUCUCCUUCAAAGCUCUUAUCACUGUCAACAAGGACGGGAAGCUGGAGCUCGUCACCCGUCGCAGGUGGAGGCACUUCUGGGUGACUCUGAAGGGCUGCACUCUGCUGUUUUACGAGAGGUUUGGACGGAGCGGCGCCGAGCAGGAGCUGUCGCCUCGCUACGCUCUGCUGGCCGACGACAGCAUCGUCCAGGCCGUCCCCGAACAUCCCAGGAGGGAGCACGUCUUCUGUCUGAGCAACUCGUAUGGAGACGUCUACCUGCUCCAGGCCACCAACCAGACGGACCUGGAGAACUGGGUGACGGCCAUCCACUCUGCGAGCGCCUCCCUGCUGGCCCGGCGGCAGGGGAAGGAGGACACGCUGCACCUGCUGCACUGCCAGACACGAUCACUGCUGCACAAGAUCGACAUGGACGGGAAGAUGAAGAAGAUGGCCGAGCUGCAGCUGUCUGUCAUCAAGGAGCAGAAGAACCGGAAGGCUGUGGAGAACCAGAUCCAACAAUGGGAGCAGAACCUUGAGAAACUGAACCUGGAUCUGUUCAGACUCAGGUGUUACCUGGCCAGUCUGCAAGGUAGUGAACUUCCCAACCCCAAGAGCCUCCUGGCCGUGGCCAGCCGGCCUUCCAAGAGCAUGCUGGGACGUCUGGGCGUCUUCUCCGUGUCCUCCUUCCACGCUCUGGUGUGCAGUCGGGAGGAGGCGGCGUUGUGGCAGCGCUGUCGGUCUCUGACGGGAGGAAGCGGAAGGAGGAGAGGCCUUCCAUCUUCUCUGAAGGUCCUGAAUGGGCUGGACAGGCACAGACGGAAUGGAAAAAACUUCGAUCUCCAGGAUCUGGACUGUGAGCCCAAACAGAGGCAGGUGGCGCCCUCUGCAGGUUACACAGCUGUUCUGCAGCUGUGUGAUGAACAGCCGCCUCCAGCUGUUGGAGUUCUCUCUCUGCACAUCUGUCGACCGGAUGCAUACCAAGACUUUGGUUUUGCAGUGACGGGUCACGUGGACGGAGCAGGUGAAAGCCACGUCUUCAUCAGCGAGGUCGACCCGCUGGGACUGUCGGCCCAACGAGGCCUCCGGGCCGGAGACGAGGUCCUGGCUGUAAACGGGGCUGCUGUGUCCAGACUGGACCUGGACUUCCUGCAGAGUCUCUUUGCACACCAGAACCUGCAGCUGUUGCUGAGGAGAGAUGAGUCACCUGAUCCAGAGGAGCCUGCCGGCGUCUGGCCCGACCUCAGCAUCCAGCCUUCAGACCCCCACACCUGGACUACAGACUCGCCUCUCAUCACCGAUGCAGCCCAAGCCCCGCCCCCCGUUUUUAACGACUCUUCAAUGCCGUCUGAGGAAGCUGAGUCACCUGAGCAGAACGUGGAGCGGGUCUGUUCACGGUAUCAGACCUUCCCUGAAAGCCAAGCACUGGACUCCGAAACCCCCAAGAACCCGUACUGCAGCGAGUCCGGACUGCCGCCAGCAAGCCCCGCCCACCUGAGCGUAUGUCAGCGCCUGAGAAAAGUCAUCCAGGAGCUGGUGGACACGGAGAAGUCCUACGUCAAGGAUCUGGUCUGCCUGUUCGACCUCUACCUGACGCCGCUGCAGAACGAGACGUUCCUCAGCAAAGACGAGAUGGAGGCGCUGUUCGGCAGUCUGCCGGAGAUGUUGGACUUCCAGAGAGUUUUCCUCCAAACGUUGGAGGAGAGGAUCGCCGCUUGUCCCAACUUCAGCAGCCUGGAAACUCCCGAACAGUUCAAGAAACUCCUCUUCUCGUUGGGCGGGUCUUUUCUUUACUACGCCGAUCACUUCAAGCUCUACAGCGGCUUCUGCGCCAACCACAUCAAGGUCCAGAAGGUUCUGGAGAGAGCAAAAACAGACGCAGCCUUCAAACACUUCCUGGAAGCCAGGAAUCCGACCAAUCAGCACUCGUCUUCUCUGGAGUCCUUCCUGAUCAAACCGGUUCAGAGAGUUCUGAAGUACCCGCUGCUGCUGAGAGAGCUGGUGUCCCUGACCGAUGUGGAGAGUCCCGAACACACACACCUGACAGAGGCGCUCAGAGCGAUGGAGAAGGUGGCGAGUCACAUCAACGACAUGCAGAAGAUCUACGAGGAUUACGGCUGCGUGUUCGACCAGCUGGCGGCAGAACAGAGCGGACCGGACAAACAGGUGACGGAGAUCUCGAUGGGGGAGUUUCUGGUGCACUCGUCGGCGGUCUGGCUGAACCCUCUGCCGGGUCUGCGACGCCUCCGGAAGGAGCCUCAGCUCAGUCUGUUCGUGUUCAAACGAGCCGUCAUCCUGGUUUACCGCGAGAACAGCAAACUAAAGAAGAGGAUGACGAGCUCCCGGUCAGCUGAUCUGGACCCCUUCAGGUUCCGCUGGUUAAUCCCAGUUUCAGCGGUCCAGGUCAGACCAGCCAACAUCUCAGGUUCGGACGACCCGUGUGUGUGGGAGCUGGUUCACAGCAGGUCUGAGGUGGAGGGCCGACCAGAGACGGUGUUCCAGCUCUGCAGCAGUGGUUUGGAGACGAAGGCCAGCGUCCUGCGAGCUCUUCGCUCGCUCCUCAGAGACAGAGCUCCCAGCGGCUCCCUGAGGAGGACCAAGCUGUCCACAGCUGAGAAGAGCGCCUCCUGGAGGAGGAGGCAGCACCUUCACCCCGACCCCUCAAAGAUGCCUCGUCAGGAGCCGGAGAUCUGCGGACCUGACGGCGUCCGAGGAGAAACCUGCUCAGAGCCUCUGUUGCCGAGCAACGCCUCCUCAGGAAGGAGGACCAGACUCUGCUCCCUGACCAGCGAGCUCGAGGCUCAGCUGCAGAGGCUCAACUUCACUGAGGAGGAGCGAGGAGGGACGCAUCAGGGCGCUGAAGAGAAGAGGCGGAGCUCCAGUCUAAGGCGGAGUCGUGGAGGAGAACCGAUGGACCCGAUCAGCCUGCUGGAGCGAGACUUCAGCGUUCAGAGCAUGACCUCCAUGAUCAAUGAGGACUGCUUCUACGACCCGGUUCUGGGGACCCAGACGGCCACCGUCCCCACACUGCAGGGACAGAGCUAAGGUGCUAACAAGAGACCGAGUCCAGACGCUGAUCCGGGAGACGUUUCGGAUCAGCCAGAGCUUCACACAGACCAGGAGCCAUCUGAUUGGCUGAGAGAGAACAGAACUCCCAGAUGAGGAAGAUCAGUUCGAUCAGCAGUGAUGGUGGAGUCUUCCUCAGAGUUCCUUCACCAGAGAAACAUCUGUAACAUCAGAACAAAUGAAGCUGAGACGAGUUCUACACAAAGACCACGAACCUCUGAGAUCUACCAGUUUCUCAGAGUCAAAAAUGUUUUAUUUUUUAUUUUAUGUUUUCUAAAAAGUCCAAAUUUACAGGAACCAACAUCUCAUGUUGUAGGAAAAACAAACUUUUAAAAACAAAAAUAUUUUAAAUAAAAUUAAAAUAAAUUUAUUACAUAAAAGUUAAAUUGUUUAAAUAAAUUCAGUGUUUAAGUUCAAGGUUUUUUCUCACUGUUGUAAAUAUUCUUCUGUGUACAUUUUAUUUUCCAGCCGACAUGUUUCUUCAUUUUCUUGACAAAAGCAGUUUCUGGUGAAAAUCUGGAGCUGAUGCAUCGAAUCGAAGCCGCUAUUUUUCUCUUACUGUAUUUAUAUUUUCUGUCACCUGUAUUUCUGUUGGAAAAGUCAGAAUUUUAAAUUAAUUUUUUCAAUUAUUUUAUGAACGUUUAAAAUAUUUGGUAAUUUAUUUUCUUAAAUAUUCGUGUACGUCUUUGUAUGAUGGGAUUCUGUCAAAG
Messenger RNA from Melanotaenia boesemani (Boeseman's rainbowfish), 5741 nucleotides. It is a transcript of the gene tiam2b, whose product is annotated as T-lymphoma invasion and metastasis-inducing protein 2. Bases 553 to 5010 code for a protein of 1485 amino acids. NCBI's taxonomy places the organism in Eukaryota, Metazoa, Chordata, Actinopteri, Atheriniformes, Melanotaeniidae. Gene Ontology annotation, biological process: activation of GTPase activity; small GTPase-mediated signal transduction; positive regulation of axonogenesis. The transcript is spliced from 25 exons. Gene Ontology annotation, cellular component: synapse; membrane. The record is from RefSeq and is a predicted model, not a curated record. Gene Ontology annotation, molecular function: protein binding; guanyl-nucleotide exchange factor activity.